Messenger RNA from Lactuca saligna, 627 nucleotides. NCBI's taxonomy places the organism in Eukaryota, Viridiplantae, Streptophyta, Magnoliopsida, Asterales, Asteraceae. The record is from the annotation of a GenBank genome assembly.
AUGGCUACUCUUUCUGAAUCUCAAUCUGUGGCUGACCAAACCACUUCAUCAGGACUACUAAACUUCAAAGAAAACCAAAAUCUCAUCUUGGAUUUCAACUCAUCCAAAUAUGGUGUCUCCCUCCAACCGAUCAUUGAGUGUCUUCGUCACUCUCCUUUGGCUCUGGCUCUCAGCAUGGCAGAGAAUGUCCCCUUGGUUCAUCUAUACAGGGCAUACUCCACUACAAAGUGGGUCACGGGCUCAGAUAGUGCAAGUAAGUUUUUCUGCACUUUUAUCUACGGACUCUACCAUGGAAUCAAGCUAGAUUAUGGUUCCAUCCUUUGGGUACAACUUGUUCAGAGUACUCUUUCCACAACACGACACUCGAAGAUUUCUUGUGCUCGGUUCUGGUCUAUCAUCGUCCAUAGAGCCAUCACUAAACUCAACAUUACGGUGAUUGAGGAAUGUAUCAUAGCAACUAUUCCAAUCUUUCAUAUUUUAAACUUCAUCAUGUCUGAUCCUACGAAGUUCAACUUUAUUGGAUCUCUUCCAGAGGCUAUGCUCAAUUGUGUUCCAAUAGACAACGAGCUAAUCAACAAGUAUCAGAAGAAACCUGCAUCAGGUCCUCACCCUUUGACAUUGAGAUGA